Cladocopium goreaui is the source of this 867-nucleotide messenger RNA. The record is from the annotation of a GenBank genome assembly. NCBI's taxonomy places the organism in Eukaryota, Dinophyceae, Suessiales, Symbiodiniaceae.
AUGUCGAUGGCAAAGGCGUCUUCACGCUUGGCACGCGCCUGGACCCGAUUUCGUCUCGGGCAAGGCUGCUGGCGGCGCUUUUCUUCCGUGCGUGAUGACAUGGAUUUGAUCACCACUCAGAUAGUAGAUGAUGUAGCAGUGGUGCGAUUUCUAUCUCCAGAGGGGCAGUUCUCUUGGGGCACGCGUGUGUGGGAGCAUCGCAUCAACCCAUCCCUCAUCAAGCAGGUGAACAAGUCAUUGGAUGCAGCGGAGGACGCUGGUGCACGAGCACUUCUGGUCGCAGGCGAUGGCAAGUUCUUUUGCAACGGCAUGGAUCUUCAGUACAUCUCUGCCAAUGUAAACCAGUCCACCCAGAUUCAGACCGACGCUGAGAAGUUGAUGUGUCGUAUUUUGACGCUAGGAAUGCCCACAGUGGCAGCAUUGAAUGGGCACAUCACUGCUGCUGGUGCCAUGUUGGGCUUGUCCUUCGAUAAGCGCUUGAUGGUUGGUGAUUCUAAGAGUCUCUUUUUCGUUCCUGGCAUCGACAUUGGACUGGUCUACUCUGCAGGCAUGACGGAACUGAUGAAGUCAAAGAUGCCUCUAGCCAUGUGGACCGAUGUGCUUUGCAUGGGCAAGAGGUACCAAUCAGAUGAGCUGAGGAAGUAUGGUAUCGUUGAGGCAACCCCACCAGCUGGCGAGCUUUUCGAUGCAGCCCUGGAGCUCGCUAAAUCUCUGCGAAGCAAAGGAAAGGACGAGAAGACCCGCGACACGAUGCGUGGGAUUAAGAACAACCUCUACAAGGAUGCCGCUGCUGCACUGGGCAGCGAGGUGGAAGACAUGGGCUUCGCCACCGGCACCUUCUCAGCCACCGGCCGGCCUCAGAAAUAG